AAAAGCCUUUUUUUUUUUUUUUUUUCGAACCAAACUGUUGCUUGUUCCUUUUUCGUACCAAAGGUAUAUUCUUUUCUCUCUCUGGAAUUUAACGAAGAUUUAGCCCUAAUCUUUCAAAUGCAAGAGGCCUGAAACUCGAUCUCGGCCUUCGAGUUUUCCGAUUGUGGUUUCAGGUGCAUUGUAUUUCCUUGUUCUUAAUAUCAACCUUUUCAUCGAGGUCUUUCCUUGGUUACUCCUUUGGACGAGUAAUCAUGGGGAAUAACUGGCUCUGGUUCAUGGAUCUCGAUGGAGGGUCACCAUAUAUUUUUCCAGUGGAACCUCUCGCAAUGAAUAGUUUUGGAGGGCACAUGUUUUCUCAGAUUACUUCAUUUAUGGACAAUUCCUUUUACCAACAUAGACAUUUAUCUUUACCCGGAAGUUUAGCUAUUGAAGGUUUUAACCACAUUGCCAAGCUCGCCGGUGCUAUACUUUUUGUACUGUCUAGUGGAUCCAGUGUUAACAUGAACGGGGAAAUUUCAGGCAAUCCACAUGGUUCCAAACCCAGAAGCUGUACAUCUUUUUUGCAAGUUAAGCACAUUACUUCUGGUAAACAAAACUUUAAAAAAUUCCGCUUCAGUUUUAGAUCACAAGGUGACUCUAGGAUGCCAGUUAUAUUUGGUAAGAUAUCAAGUUUUGUGUCAAAGCUCAUGUUCAGAGAAGCUGAAAGGUUACAAUCGUAUUCUGUACUUUCACUCGCUGCUGCACUUGUACCACCGUUGGACAACAUAUCUUCAAAGGUACUGACUCCUCCAUUGGAGAAUUCUGAUGUCAUGGUUCACAGGCCUUGUGAUGUGGAUCAUCAAGGACGUGCAGGUCUAUCUUUCCCCGAUUUGAAUUGGAGAAGACACGUAGUUGAGCCGAGAACUGGCAUUGAGUUUCCUAUGAUUUUGCACAACAUUUUAGCUGGAGAAAAUAAUUCCAAUAUAUGUUCAGAGGUCCUUGUUGGAACUGGAUCCAGAACAAUGACAAUAAUUAAAGUAAAGUCUUUGAAGAUCUAUGCAUAUGGGUUUUAUAUUCAACCUUCCUCUGUUUGUGAGAAAUUGGGUCCAAAAUAUGCAUCAGUUUCAGCUGAUGAACUAAAUAAGCGCCAAGAUUUUUAUGACGAUCUUCUUAGGGAGGAUAUCGGUAUGACUGUUAGGCUUGUGGUUAGUUGCAAUGGAAUGAAAAUCAAUUCUGUAAAAGAUGCCUUUGAGAAAUCCCUUCGAGCCCGAUUAGUCAAGACAAACCCAAAUACCGAUUAUCAUUGCAUAAGAGCAUUUGGCUCAUGCUUCACACAAGACAUUCCUUUGCCCGCGGGCACGACAAUUCAUUUCCGACGAACAGCUGACGGUCAAUUGAUUACUGAAAUUGGAGGUAAUAAGGUUGGAGCAGUGGAGAGCAAGGAUUUGUGUAAGGCUUUUUUUAGCAUGUAUCUUGGAGAUGUUCCUGUCUCGGAGCAAACAAAAGAAGAGAUCGGAAGAAAUGUCGCGAACCUAAUGAGAAGAUGCUGAGAUUGUUCAUGUCAAGUCUUCACUGCUGGUGAUUGUAGAUAUGAUAAGCUUCCUUUAGCUACUUCAUUUUGCGUUAGCUACUUAGCUACAUUUAGUUUGGUUUUUCAAGAGUGCUCCCAAAUUGGUUUAGUGGAAAACUAGAUGAUAUAGUAGAUAUGAAAGUGGAAAAUUAGCAGCAAAAGUAGGCAAGAAGAGACUUUCUACCAAAUUCGUAGCAUCAGGGACAAUCAUCAUAAAUGGAUGGCCCUGAUUGUACCUAGAAUUGGCUAGAUUUCAACUUUGAAUGGUUUGACCAACAAGUCUUCAAAGGUUAGGUUAUUAAUGAGAGGCUUACUUAGUCUCAAUUCUUUGUAGAUCUCAUAUGUUUUGUAAUUCUCUUCACAUGUUAUAUGCUAACUCUUUAGUCCCUUGAAAAAGUUUCAGAUGGGAUAUACAAGUUACCAACUUCUUUCU
Humulus lupulus (European hop) is the source of this 1982-nucleotide messenger RNA. Its product is annotated as fatty-acid-binding protein 2. Lineage: Eukaryota; Viridiplantae; Streptophyta; Magnoliopsida; Rosales; Cannabaceae. The record is from RefSeq and is a predicted model, not a curated record. The transcript has 11 exons. Bases 252 to 1529 code for a protein of 425 amino acids. Gene Ontology annotation, molecular function: intramolecular lyase activity; fatty acid binding. Gene Ontology annotation, cellular component: chloroplast stroma.